UUUGGAUCCGCCUCUCCAGCUGUUGUGCGCCCCCCAGACUCCCCAACUGCUUAUUUCAGGGGAGCCGAAUUUCGCACCUGCCGCGAUGGAUCCGUUGGACGGGUUCGGUUCUCCCAGACGGGAAGAGGCUUCGGCAGACAGCCGAUCCGGCUGGACCCGCUUCUCCUCCUGGCUGGAGUGCGUGUGUGUGGUUACCUUCGAUCUGGAGCUCGGACAAGCCAUUGAGCUCGUUUAUCCGCAGGAUGUCAAACUCACAGAGAAAGAGAAAACCAGUAUCUGUUACUUGUCUUUUCCUGACUCCUACUCGGGAUGCCUUGGGGACACUCAGUUCACCUUCAGGUUACGCCAAUCAGUUGGGCGUCAAAGUUUCAAAGUCGACAUCUAUAACAGAGACGCCCCAGCCACGCUGCAGAGGGAAACGGCACAUUUUUUCGGCUACGUCUACUUCCGUCAGGUGAAGGAUGUGUCUGUGAAGAGAGGCUAUUUUCAGAAGUCGCUAGUGUUGGUGUCCAGGUUGCCCUACACACACCUGUUUCAUUCGGUGCUGCAGAUCAUUGCACCGGAGUUCUUCGAGAAGCUGGAACCCUUCUUGGAAGCAGUUUGCAAUGAGAUUGACCAGUGGCCCAACCCCUCACCUGGACAGACACUCAACCUGCCCGUCGUGGGCGUUGUCUUACAGGUUAUAAUUCCUUCAAAAACAGACAAACCGGGAGGAAGUCCCGUCAAACAGAUAACUAACGAGAGCCCACUGCCAGCUCCAACACUCCUUCCAACCAUCCACGAACUGGACCUCUUUAAGUGUUUCCAGUCGGUUCUGAUCCACCUCCAGAUGCUGUGGGAGCUGAUGCUGCUCGGCGAGCCGCUGGUCGUCAUGGCGCCGUCUCCAACUGUCUGCUCAGAAACGAUACUGGCGCUGGUCAGCUCCAUAAGCCCUCUGAAGUUCUGCUGUGACUUUCGGCCGUAUUUCACCAUCCAUGACAGCGAGUUCAGAGAGUACACGACCCGGACGCAGGCGCCUCCAAAUGUGGUUCUGGGAGUCACCAACCCGUUCUUCAUCAAGACUUUUCAGAACUGGCCUCACAUCGUUCGACUGGGAGAGAUAAAGAUGGCCGGUGAUCUUCCGAAGCAGGUGAAGGUGAAGAAGUUGUCCAAACUAAAAACUCUCGACACCAAACCAGGGAUUUACACAGCCUACAAAACGUUUCUACACAAAGACAAGAUCCUUAUCAAGAGGCUUUUGAAGGGAAUCCAGAGGAAAAGGCCGUCAGAGGCUCAGAGUGCCAUCUUGAGGCGACACCUGCUUGAGCUGACGCAGAGCUUCAUCAUUCCUCUGGAGCGGUACAUGGCGAGCCUGAUGCCUCUGCAGAGAUCGGUCACACCCUGGAAGACUCCUCCGCAGGUUCGUCCCUUCAGUCAGGAUGAGUUCAUUUCCACUCUGGAUCAGACCGGCCCUCAGCUCACCUCCAUGCUCAGAGGGGACUGGAUGGGUCUGUACAGGAGGUUCUUCAGGUCCCCGAACUUUGACGGCUGGUACCGCCAGCGCCACAGAGAGAUGACGCAGAAGCUGGAGAGCCUCCAUCUGGAGACGAUCUGCGACGCAGACCUUAUGGGCUGGACCAAAGACAAGUCGGAGGUGGAGAUCGUGGACCUGAUCCUGAAGCUCAGAGAAAAGCUGAUCAAAGCUCGCCGGCAGCAGCUGCAGGUCAAAGAUGAAGUUUUAGACAAACUGGACGCUUUCAUAAACUCUAUAGUCGGCUCGCUGCCUGAAGACCUGCAGCCCGUCCUGAACGCACGCUGACGCCAUCACACCUGAUAUAAGCCCAAACAAUGCAGAAAGCAGAUGAGUCUGGUGAAGACUCAUCUGCUGUCAUGACGACACAGAAGAUUUUCAUUUAUCUCAACAGAAAACCCAACAGCAGACAGUCGAAGCACACAGCCGUUAUUUUUCUAGUCUGAGAAAUUAAAAACACUAACAUGCUGCUCUCCAUGUAUUUCAUCUUAAUAUACUCUGAAUAUAUUAAGACUUUAUUCCCACGUGACUUAUUCUGACAAUAGUAUGACUAUUUUCUGGUUUAAUUUUAUUCUAGUACAAAUUAUCCUCAUAUUAAGACUAUUUUUCUGCUGACUUUAUUCUCAUAAAAUAACGACUUUAGUUUCCUACAACUCUUUUCUUGUAUAACUUAUUCUUUUUUUUUUUUUUACUAUUACGGCUUUACUCUUCUACUUGUGGGAUUACUCCUAGUAGAGGUGUGAAUAUAGUCACAAGACUUUAUUCUUGUAACUAUAUUCUCAAAAUGACUUUAAUUUUUUAUGACUUUAUUCCCACUGCUUAAAGCUGAGACAUCUUGAUAGAAACUCAAUGUAGAAGUGAGAUAAUUCUGGCUGCAGAUAUUUCAUAGAUAUUAAUUUAUGCGAAUAUAUUAAUUUAUCUAAAAGAAAAGCCCAACUCAGAAUAGCAGACAGUCGAAACACAUGGCAUUAUUUUUCUAGUAUUAUAGAGAAAUUACCACUAACACGCUGCUCUCUCUUCAUGUAUUUGUGCUCUAAAAAAUAAAACUUGAAUCAUCUGA
Molecule: messenger RNA, 2570 nt
Organism: Poecilia latipinna (sailfin molly)
Lineage: Eukaryota; Metazoa; Chordata; Actinopteri; Cyprinodontiformes; Poeciliidae
Gene: dennd6b
Product: DENN/MADD domain containing 6B
Exons: 20
Coding region: 86-1798 (570 amino acids)
Cellular component (GO): recycling endosome
Molecular function (GO): guanyl-nucleotide exchange factor activity
Source: RefSeq, a predicted model, not a curated record